Molecule: messenger RNA, 3099 nt
Organism: Temnothorax curvispinosus
Lineage: Eukaryota; Metazoa; Arthropoda; Insecta; Hymenoptera; Formicidae
Product: centrosomal and chromosomal factor-like
Exons: 2
Coding region: 260-1960 (566 amino acids)
Source: RefSeq, a predicted model, not a curated record
AUAGUCGCGGCUGCCGAUCUCAGUCGGCCUCCUCCUCGUGGCGCGCUUCGGCGACGAAGGCGGCAUCAAGACGUUGUUCGAGACGACGAACAGCAGCGGAUCAACGUUGUCGGCGAAAAUCAUCGCGAGAGUCCCGCGUCAUGAGGGCCUAGCGUUCGACACCGUGGGUCAUCGUGGGUCGUCAGCGUCGGGCGUGCGAGAAGGAACGGCGGCGCGCCGGCGGAAGCCCGGAUAGUAGGAGGAGGAGGCACCCGACAACAUGGCCGCCGCCUGCUACGAGAAGGAAGUGGUGGUAGGUGCCGCCAUUCAUCACGGACAUGGACACCACCAUCACCACCAUCACCACCACCAUCAUCAUCACCAUCAUCACGCUAACGGAGUCGUUGCGUCGUCCGUCGGCAGUGUAACCGCCCAGACAGUACUACCGGCGACGUCUACCGGCCUCGACGAUGCUGCCGUCGUCGCCGCCGCGGCCGCCGCUGCCGCUGCUGCUUCCGCUUCCAGCAACUCCGCUGCGGCUACCGCGGCCGCGGCUGCAGCCGCCGCUGCCGCGGCCACUGCCACAGCCGCAGCUGCCGCCGUGGCAAUUAACAGCUACAAGGUGCAAGAAUACAAGGACUACUCGCAACCGCUCCACGUGGACUGCAGCGUUGAGUACGAGCUACCAAGCCAGGCGAAGCCACCGCCCGGUGGCGGCGAGCCCCUCCUAAUGAUCCAUCCGUGCUACUAUCGACGCGCCGAGCGCGAGAGGAGGAGCCCUUUCGUCAAUAAUUUGCCGCCCCCGGCGGCGCCGACGACGGCGCCUAUGUCCGCUUCCCGCAGGAACGGUCGCAGGAGCGCCGUAACGGCAUCCGCGUCCGCCGGCGUAGCUGCCGUGACGGUUGCUACGGCAGCCGCAGCGGUCGCAGUCGCGGCGACUUCCUCGACGACAACGACGGUCGUGCCGCCGUCGAGUAACAUCGUCGUUUCCUCCAACGUCGUAUCUGCCUCCGUCGUAUCGCCGGCGACGUCCAUUGCAACGUCCUCGGUCGCCGCGGCGGUAGUAGCUGCCGCGGAUUCCGGUAGUGGCCUCAUAUCCACAAACGGCCAGAUGUCCGCCGUCACCAUGGCUGCCUCGUAUCGUGCGGCACUUAAUGUUGCGGCCACAUUGUCUCAGCAACAGCAGCAGCAGUCUCAACGGCGGCAUCAUCCCCAACAGCAACAGCAGCAGCAACAACCACCGACUCAUCAUCAUCAUCACCAUCAUAGAAAUCAUACUCAUGCUCAUCAUCAGCAACAGCAGCAGCAACAACAACAGCAGCAGCAUCAUACUCAGCAACAAUCUCAACAACAACGACCCAUGACACCAACGGCUUCUGGUACCGACGUCAUCUCUGCUGACGAGAAGGCAGUCAUAUCAGGUAUUUAUCAACAUUACUUCCGCGCCAUGCGUCACAAUCAUCAACACCGCCAGCAGCAACAGCCACAGCAGCAGCAGCAGCAGCAACAUCGUACCGCUACUACUCAUCAGCUCCUUCAUCAACCUCACCAAAGCGACCGAAGUUCCUCUUCUUCGUCAUCGGUCACGUCUCCGACGUCCGUGUCAAUCUCCGGUAUUCUACGACAGACUUAUCAGCAGGCAUACAGCAAUAUUGCGGCCACGAGUUCGAGCUCGGGCAGCCAUCAUCGCGCCAGCACAUCGGCGGUCUCGGCGGUCACCCAUCAUCCCUACAGGCGACCGUCGGUGACGUUGCUGUCGCGAACGGCUUCGCAUAUCGGUCAGCAGGCUUCCUCUUCCUCGUCAUCCUCCUCCUCCUCGUCCAUCUUCGGUGCUUCCAACGGCGUUUCUGCUGCGGCCGGCGUCUCCAGCGUAUACGCGAGCACGAUACACAGGCAUCACGCGACUUCUCUGCACGCUCUUCAGGCCGCCGCUGGCUUCUAUGAGACGCCGAGUUAUCACGCUCUCCUGCCUCAAAGUUAGACGACAGCCGGAUGUCCGGACGGUUUCGCGGCGUUGGGUAUCUACGCGUGAACAACAACGGCAACGGAUCGUGGUCGAACUAUUGCGAAUCAAAACGAACGUGUAUCGAAUCUCGAUCAUACUGACUCGCGGUAAUCUCUGAGUCUGUUCUCGAGUUUUUCUCCAUAUAUUCUUAUCAAGCUCUCGAUAAAAACUGAGAGAACUUGUUGAGAAAAAAGAAGUUAAGUCGAGACGUGAUUUCCGAGGGCUGUUCGUGUCAGCUAAGAAUUAAGAAAAAGCGUUAUGGAAUUUUUUAAAAACUUUUUCUUGAUGUCUUAAUACGCGCGUUUGCUUGUAAAGCGCAAUUCAUAACAGCAUCGUGGACAACUGCAGGAGCUUGUUGUCAGCGAUCGUACAAUGAUGGUCAAAUUCGACACGAAAUCUUCGUUGUCGAUUGUUGUUUGCGUCGAGUAUUCCCGACGUUUCACGUGUAGAUUAUGUACAGACUCAUUUUACGCGUAAUUUACGUAGACGAUGCAUAGUCGAUGUAGACAACACUUAUUAUGGCUGUGCUCUGUCCUCCUUCCCUUCUCUUUUUUCCCGAUAUUAUGUUUAAGGGAGAAACCUGUACUUUAUAAUCGCGCGAUAGUCGUUUUGUAGGAUCGAUCAUUUUACAAUACUAUUUUUUCGUAUGCAUUGAUUUCGAUAGAUACAUCAUAAUCAACGAACGUUACUGGUUUAACUUUUAUUUGCGGAUAUGUGUAAUUUAUGAAGUUCGUAGAGAUGGAUGCGAAAGGAGAGAGAUUUACAUAAACGUGACACAAAAUAGUGACACGGAGAAAGCACGUGAUAUCUUUGCACGAUUGUAAAUGCGAAUAAUUUAUAUUAUAGAAACGAGAGAACAUCGAGCCUUUCUAACCGAAAAUAUCUGCGAUGAAAUGGCUCCCUCCCCCCCUGGUUAAAUUCGAAGAAACGCUAAAGACUUAAGGUGCGAUUUUAUUGACGCUAGAAACCAGCGGCAGCGUCAAGAAAAUGUAGUGGAGGAAGAAGUUCUGUUGAAUUUUGCGGUACGCUAAAAAGUUGAGACGGUCUGAACUUCUUCCCCCACUACAUUUUCUUGACGCUGCCGCUGGUUUCUAGCGUCAAUGAAAUCGCACCUU